CCGUCUCUUGCCCUGCGCUUCUCGGAACGGAGACUCCAGACGCGCAACGCGGAUGCAGACAGGGCGCACAGAGCGUCUGUCCCUCUGAUUUUCAUCUCACCGGGGAUCGUAUACCUUUCAUUCCGGGAGAAGCGGCAAGUUGAGUAGCCCUCACCGCAUCUCUCUGCAACUUGUCAAGGCAAAGGCAUUUGUUUCCGCCACCCAGUAACACAGCCCCUACGCUACUUGCACAUUUGAUCAUGAAUGGACAAAGCACUUGACUGUCAAAAUAUGCUGUUGCCUAUCUAAGUCGGAAAAGGAGCCACGGAGCGUGAAAGAGACUGAUGCUGGAUGGCGUGGUAAAGACAACCUGAAGGACCUGAGAGCCAUCAUUUGCACAGAGUGGCAGCAAGGUCAUCUGGCAAAGGAAUGGUUUGUCCUUUUCCUGCCUCUGAAUCACUGACUGAGUUGUCAUGAUGGACAAAGAAAUACCACAGGACCUUUGAAGAGUGAACUUCACACACCAAUGGAUUGUUCUUGAGGGAAAAGCCAUCGAAGAUCAAACAAAAUCACCAACAGUAAAACCAGUUGGCCUUUUCUCAGUUCAAGGAUUCUGCUGGACAACAGAAGAGUUUUCUUUGCAGAAAAGUUCAAUAGAGUCAUUUUUGGACAGUUUGGUACUGAACCACCUGAACCAUUGAAGAAAACGCACCAACCACCCAACGAUUGGAAUUGACAUGGCGGGAAGUGAAAUUGGAGGCACUGCAAGCAGUAAAAAACACAAAGUCAAGAAUGGAUGGAAACAGUCACUUUUCAGAGGCAUGCUCCUCAACGCCAUCGUAUCUCCAAUUCCCUCUAGUUUCUCCACUGAGCAGUGAGCCAGUCUAGUGAAGCCUGUUGUUUUCUGUUGCCUUCAAAAAGACAUUUUCCAAAGUCCAUUUUGGUACAUAAGGUUAUGUUAUGAGAAAAAAAUCUGAUAAGCUAUUAUUAAGUGGGGUAGAUACUGUAAUAGAAUCAUAAUGACUGACCAUGUUACAAUACAAACAAGUCUUCGGCAUGUGGUAGGAACCCAAUAUGCUCCAUGACCUGCCCUGUAUUCAGCCGAUAACUUUAGAGUGAUCCAUGAUCCCACGGAUUAACUUUCAAGUUCUCAUACAAAGGCACACGUUUACUCUGGUGGAGUUUUAUUUGGUAUAAAACUACAACCUGAAGACUCUUCGUGUCUGCAUGCAAUUUUCAUAUUACAUGUAGACCCAGGUUGGGUUUCUUUCUUUUUUUUUCUUUUCUUAAUUUUAAAAAAAUCAAAAUGGCUCCAUUAUGGACAGCAGGAGCUGGGACACUGUUGGCAGUGUUAAGCCUUCUUAGCUGCUGUAGUUUUGGCUGGUGUGAAACCUCAAGGACUAGUGGUUCGACCUCAGAAGGCAAUAGACAGGACCAAGGACCCUCAUCGCUUGAACGAGUCAAGAGAGGAUGGGUUUGGAACCAGUUCUUUGUGGUGGAGGAGUACACAGGCACAGAGCCGCUAUACGUAGGAAAGAUUCAUACAGACUCAGAUGAAGGUGAGGGCAACAUCAAGUACACUAUCUCUGGAGAAGGGGCGGGCUCUAUCUUCAUCAUCGAUGAGCUAACAGGAGACAUCCAUGCCACGGAGAGACUGGACCGUGAAGAGAAAGCUUUUUACACACUGGGGGCCCAGGCCCGGGACCGGCUCACCAAUAACCCUCUGGAACCAGAGUCAGAGUUUGUCAUCAAGGUCCAGGACAUCAACGACAGUGAGCCCAAGUUCUUGGAGGGUCCCUAUAUCGGCAGUGUGGCGGAGCUGUCACCCAUAGGAACGUCUGUUAUGAAGGUUACUGCAUCAGAUGCUGACGACCCUACAUAUGGUAGCAGUGCCAGAGUGGUGUACAGCGUUCUGGAUGGAGAAAAGUUUUUCACCGUAGACAGAAACACAGGGAUCAUCAUGACAGCAGUGGCAGAUCUGGACCGUGAGACACAGGAUCGUUAUGAGUUGGUCGUCAAGGCAACAGACAUGGCAGGACAAAUGGGCGGUCUCUCCGGCUCCACCACGGUGACCAUAGUGAUCACAGACGUUAAUGACAACCCACCACGCUUCCCACAGAAGAUGUACCAGUUUUCAGUGUCAGAGGGGGCGGCUGUCGGGACACCAGUUGGAUCUGUCAUUGCCACAGAUAACGACAUGGGAGAGAACACAGAUAUGAGCUACUUGAUCACAGAUGGAGGGGAGCUCUUCAAGGUCACUACUGAUGUAAAUACACAGGAAGCCGUUGUCUCCAUCAAAAAGCCGCUGGACCAUGAGACCAAGUACAUGCACAAUGUCGUGGUGGAGGCAGUAAACAAGCAUGUAGACCCUCGCUUCGUGGACCUGGGCUCCUUCCGCGACCAGACCAUUGUCCAAGUCACCGUGUUGAACAUUGAUGAGCCACCACUCUUUCAACCAGCAGAAGGCACUAUAAUGGAAGUACAGGAGGAUGCCAAAGUAGGAGCACUGGUUGGCAUCGUCACUGCCAGGGAUCCAGAUGAAGAGAAUAAACCUGUCAGGUUCUCCAUCGAGCGGACCACAGACCAGGAGAUGAUCUUCCAUAUUGAUCCUGAUUCUGGUGCCAUCACACUGGGCAAGAUUUUGGACAGAGAGACCGCAGGCUGGCACAAUAUCACUGUGAAGGCAGUAGAAGCAGAUAACCACACCAUGGCAUCCCACUCAGCAGUGAGUAUUCGGAUUCUGGAUGUAAAUGACAAUCCUCCUGAACUGGCCACACCAUACGAAGCCUCUAUAUGUGAAGAUGCCAAGCCAGGCCAGCUAAUUCACACCAUCAGUGUGGUGGAUAGAGACGAGCCACAAUCUGGACAUCACUUCUACUUCACCCUGGCUCCUGACGCCUCCAGCAAUCGACACUUUACCCUGUGGGAUGUCAAAGACACCACUGCUGGCAUCCGGACCCAGCGGUCAGGCUUUAACCGCCAUGAGCAGAAUGUGUACUUCCUGCCCAUCCUAGUGGUUGACAGCGGGCCUCCCUCCCUCAGCUCCACAGGGACCCUGACCAUUCAUGUCUGUGGCUGCGACACAGAGGGAGCCAUCCAGUCCUGCAAUGCCACAGCCUAUGUAAUGAGUGCUGCUCUCAGCCCUGGAGCUCUUAUAGCACUACUGGUCUGCAUGCUCAUCCUCAUAGUUCUUGUCUUGCUCAUCCUGACCCUCAAACGCCACAGGAAGGGCCAGAGGAUGACAGAGGACGAGGAGGACAUGAGGGAUAACGUCAUCAAGUACAAUGAUGAGGGCGGAGGGGAGCAGGACACUCAGGCGUAUGACAUGAGUGCUUUGAGGAACCUCUAUGACUUCCCAGAGGCCAAGAGCUGUGACUCUGGCCCUGACAUCCGCUCACUGCCACAGUGGAUACAAGCUAACCGGGUAGGUGGCGGUGGAGAGGGAGCUGCAGCAGCAGCAGGGGCAGACUUCUCCCUAUUCAAAGGCUACAUCCGAAAGAAGGUGGAGCAGGCCGAUGCUGACCUUUCGGUGCCACCAUAUGACUCGUUCCAGACGUACGCCUUUGAGGGCACCAGUUCACCAGCUCUUUCACUCAGCUCCAUCCACACGCUGUCCACCACCUCCGAACAGGAUUUCUCCUACCUCAGCGACUGGGGACCACGUUUCAGGCAACUGGCAGGCUACUAUGCUCCAGGAAACCCUGAGGAGGAAGGGUCCUAGCACAGUGUCUCCUUUGUAGAGAGACGUUCAAACUCCCCUCUGUCCUCUUCUUCCUCCAUCUUCUCUUCCUCCUCUUCUCACACUCUGGCACUCUAUUGGGAUCAUCAGAGCCAGCACUGUGUACUCCUUAAAGACAGAGCAACACCUCUUUAUCUCUUGAAAGAAAAAUCCCAGAGUCAAACUUUGAACUCAAGUUUUUUACUUACUUGUGUUUGGUUUUUGAGUUUUCAGACUUUAGCAUGAAAGCUCUGGCAAUGAUGAAAGAGGAAAGAAAGAGAGAUGUCAAGUCCCCAAAAAUGCUAUUUAGAUACGUCUGAAGGGAAGAUUUUAUCUUCCAACUCAUAACUGAGAACCUUUAUUUUAAGCUAUGAUACUGUUUACAGAGUUCAGAAUAUCAGCAUUACAUAAGUAGAGUUUAAUCAUGCCAAGGUAAACUGUCUGGAAAACCAGUAUUUAUUUAAGGAAGAAAUAUUUAUGUAUUUAUUUGUUUUUAUGUAUUUAUUUAUUUAUUUACACCAUUAUCACUAUCUUAACUACAACAGUGAACUCUGCUGAAGUGCUAAAAAAAGUGAGGGGAGGAGGACAUUAUAAAUGACAUGACAUGGAAGAAAGAAGGACUCCGUGGACUCUACACAAUACUGGCACAGAGGUGACAUCUGGGUCAUUUAAAAUUACAUUCUGGAAAAUAUUUGUAUUUAUUUUCUAUGACCACUUUUGUAAAAUAACCAACUUAAGACCAAUAGAUGAAAAGCAAAAGUAAACAGAAUGAGGGAACAGAUGGAGCGAAAGAACUGGAGAAGAGAAGAGCUGCCAGUUCAGUCUGAACGGUUGACACUGACAUACUUUUCCUGUAUUUUAGUGAUUUAUAAAGGAGGUUUUUGGAGGUCACAAACCAAGGACAAUUGUGUGUUAACAAUUUCUUUUCUUAUCCUCUCCACAGCCAAUUGUAAGGCAAUAAGGCACAAACCGCAACAGUGAUUUAAGGCUAAACAAAAUGACUGUUUCAUGGAAUUGACUGGUGGCCAACUUUGUCCCACUGGGAGCCGAUUUUUAUUCCAGAUUUGUGUGUGAAUGUGUACAAUAUGUUCAAUUCAUUUUAUAUCCUGAAAAAUUUGUUUUGCUUUUGAUAUUUUGUUUCCUUUGGGGAGGGGGGAACUAGUGACAACAAGAUGGUUGUGUCUGAUAAAGUGGGAGAGGUUUAAGGGUAACACGUGAUGAAUGGACUGGUCCCAUCCACCUGAUAUCCACAACCUAUUCAAUGUUGACCUUAAC
This is a messenger RNA of Thunnus maccoyii (southern bluefin tuna), 4972 nucleotides long. It is a transcript of the gene cdh22, whose product is annotated as cadherin-22. Gene Ontology annotation, biological process: adherens junction organization; cell-cell junction assembly; homophilic cell-cell adhesion. Gene Ontology annotation, cellular component: adherens junction; catenin complex; plasma membrane. The record is from RefSeq and is a predicted model, not a curated record. The transcript has 15 exons. The coding region runs from base 1286 to 3700 and encodes 804 amino acids. Gene Ontology annotation, molecular function: calcium ion binding; cadherin binding. NCBI's taxonomy places the organism in Eukaryota, Metazoa, Chordata, Actinopteri, Scombriformes, Scombridae.